UCUCUCUCUCUCUCUCUCUCUCUCUCUCUCUCGGUCCCCGCUUCACCACUAUCGGCGCGUGCCACUAUUUAUUUCUAAUGCUCAUUUAAUUUUUUAUUUUUUUUUUUGCAUUUUUUUUAAACAAUUUUCAACGCCGGCUUUUUUUCUUCCCCUCUCUUCCUCCUCCUCCUCCUCCUCCUCAUGUCUUUUUCUUCCUCCAUGUUCUGGAAUAUCAUUUGAAACAUUCGCCUGUUUCACCCUCAUAUUUUCACCACCACCGGAAUUAUCCAUCACUCUGCGUCGGCGCGCGAGACACCAUGAGCGGGUUGAUGUUAUCAUUAUUAUUUUUCAUCUUUUAAAAUCAUCUCUUCCUCUGAUUGCUGAGGGAGGAUUUUUUUUAGCAUGCAGAGGAUUUGAGGAGCGCGAGCGAGGUUCAACACUGAUGGAACAUGUCCUAUGUUCCCUUUCAAGAUGCACGGUAUGCAGUUCCAUCCUCCCAUCAGCCCCAGUCCUCCUACGCUGCUCCACCGUACGAGCGUCCAGGCUGGAACUCGCGUCAAUCCAUGAUCCCUGGAAAUCAGCUCUACAUGUUGGACCAGGAGGAGGUUCACCCUUUACUGAUGCGCGAGCGGCGCUCCGAGUCGCAGAGGAACAAGCUGCUGCGACGCACCGUCAGCGUGCCUGUGGAGGGACGCCACCAUCCUGAGAUGGACCCUGCCCGCCUCAGGCGGAAAAGUAUCGCCACUGGGCGUCAGCCGAGCAUGGAGACCCCUCCCAUAGCCCCCCCUCAACCCUUCCGACAAUCCAGUUUUCUUGGCCGAAGGCUAAAGGGGUCUAUAAAGCGAGCGAAGAGUCAACCCAAGCUGGACCGCACUAGCAGUUUUCGCCAAAUGAUCCUCCCACGAUUCCGCAGCGCUGAUCAGGACAGGACUCGUCUGAUGCAGAGCUUCAAAGAGUCACAUUCCCACGAAUCCCUGCUGUCUCCCAGUAGUGCGGCCGAGGCACUGGAUCUCACGCUGGAUGAGGACGCCAUCAUCAAACCUGUUCACUCCAGCAUUUUAGGGCAGGAGUACUGCUUCGAGGUGACUACCGCUUCAGGAACAAAGUGCUUCGCCUGUCGGUCGGCAGCAGAAAGAGACAAAUGGAUCGAGAACCUACAGAGAGCCGUGAAGCCCAACAAAGACAACAGCCGGAGGGUGGACAACGUCUUGAAGCUCUGGAUCAUUGAGGCCCGGGAACUGCCGCCCAAAAAACGCUACUACUGUGAACUGUGUUUGGACGACAUGCUGUACGCACGCACCACCAGCAAACCCCGCACCGACACUGUCUUCUGGGGCGAGCACUUCGAGUUCAACAACCUCCCGGCUGUCCGCAACCUCCGGCUUCAUCUCUACAAAGAGACGGACAAGAAAAGACGCAAGGAGAAAAGCACAUAUCUAGGACUGGUCAGCAUCCCCAUUUCCAGCAUCACAGGUCGACAGUUUGUAGAGCAAUGGUACCCUGUGAUUCAGCCCAGUGUCCUGGCUAAGGGAGGGGGUGUAGGAGGGGGUAAAAUUAUCAACGCCUCUUUGCGGCUCAAGUCUCGCUACCAGACUAUGAGCAUCCUGCCUAUGGAACUGUACAAAGAGUUUGCAGAGUAUGUCACCAACAACUACCGAACGCUGUGUGCCGUCUUGGAGCCUCUGCUGAGUGUCAAAAGUAAGGAGGAGGUCGCCUGUGCACUGGUGCAUAUCCUACAAAGCACAGGGAAGGCAAAGGACUUUCUUUCAGACAUGGCGAUGUGUGAAGUAGACAGAUUCAUCGACCGAGAGCACCUUAUAUUCCGAGAGAACACCUUAGCCACCAAAGCUAUAGAAGAGUACCUCAAACUCAUCGGACAUAAGUACCUCAAGGACGCUUUAGGUGACUUCAUCCGAGCGCUGUAUGAGUCAGAGGAGAACUGCGAGGUCGAUCCCAUGAGGACUCCACCUUCUGUUCUGCUGGACCAUCAGGCGAAUCUUCGCAUGUGUUGUGAGCUUGCGCUCUGCAAAAUUGUCAACUCACAUUGUGUUUUUCCACGAGAGCUGAAGGAGGUCUUUGCAUCAUGGAGAGUACGCUGUGCAGAGAGGGGGAGAGAGGACAUUGCUGACCGCCUGAUCAGUGGCUCACUAUUCCUGCGCUUCCUUUGUCCAGCCGUCAUGUCCCCAUCAUUAUUCAACCUCACCCAGGAAUACCCGGAUGAGCAGACAUCACGCACGCUCACCCUCAUAGCCAAAGUUCUGCAGAACCUCGCUAACUUCUCCAAGUUUGGCAGUAAGGAGGAGUAUAUGUGCUUCAUGAAUGAGUUCUUAGAGAUGGAGUGGGGCUCCAUGCAGCAGUUUCUGUAUGAGAUCUCCAAUCUUGACAGCAUAAGCAAUGCCGGGGCUUUCGAGGGAUACAUUGACCUGGGAAGAGAGCUUUCAGUCCUGCACAGUCUCCUGUGGGAGGUUAUGGCUCAGCUCAGUAAGGAUGCCAUUAUCAAACUUGGACCAUUACCCCGCCUCCUGAAUGACAUCAGCAUGGCCCUUCGUAAUCCUCAUCUCCAAAGGCAGCCCAGUCACCAGACAGACAGACAGCCUCCAGAAAGGCAGACGGACCGGUUACUCUCUCGACCCAGCUUCAACAGGGGAAUCUCCUCAGAGUUUCAGAACCUCAUGCCGAGGGACCUAAACAGUUCUAUAGAUAUCACUCGCUUGCCUUCCCCGACCUCUGCCAUGUCCGGCGGUGUUGUUCAUCCAUCGCGAGGUGGAAUGGGUGGUUACGUUGAUCGGGAUCAUCCGCAUCGAGCCUCUUCUAAAGAUGUUUUCUAUGUCAACCGUCCACCGCUUGCCCGGUCCAGUCCUGCGUACUGUACAAGCAGCUCCGAUAUCACCGACCCAGACCCAAAGGUUCUGACUGUUAAUGAAAAUAUUUCUAUGAUGGACCUCCAGGACUCAAGAAUGAACAGCGUCUCUAACCUGCAGUCUGUGGGGGACAUGCUCAACUCUCCCCAGGCCUCACUUGCCGGGUUCGGCGGCCUUGGUGGUGCUGGAGGAGGCCUCGGUGGUCAGCUGCGUGCCGGUGGAGGGCGGAUGUCGGCCGGCUCGGGCGGCUCCAGUGUGUCAGGUGGCCUGCGACUAAGCCAGCUUGGCCAGACGGGGACCGCCAACGACUCGCUGUCCCAGCAGCAGCAGCAGCAGGCCGCCGCACUCCGCUACCCACUCUCCUUCCAGAACCCUCUGUUCCACAUGGCCACAGAUGGGCCUCAAAUCCAGCGGCAGCACAGUCGUGCUCAGGUGCCUCCACCCCUCCUGCUGGCCCCAGAGCCAGACUCCUCACAUCCUGCAUACUUGCCACAAUUCGCCCGGGGUGCCUUCUCCAGAAGCGAAGACCUCUCCACACUCAGACCCGGACCGCACCUCGGCCAGCCCAGCAUCGUCCACUCCCACAGCUACAGUGACGAAUACAGCCGGGGAGAUUAUGGCAGACGGCAACUCUCUAUGCAUAUGCAGGAAAACUUCCAGCAGCAGCAGAUGAUGGGCAUGGCUUCACAGACAGGCACAUCUCAUUCCUCCCUCGCCUCGCCCCCCACCACUGUCCAGCCUGUCCGUCAGAGCUCCAUGGCUCCGCCUCCCACACAGCGCAUGAAGUCUCAAACCUCGCAUCAGCUUUCUGUAAGCUCGGCCGCCGGUGCCACUCCCCCAAGCAAGACGAGGCCUCCGAGCGGAAACCUGCUCCAGUCUCCUGAGUCGGGCUUUGGGAGCAGGCAGCAGGGCCCACGGCAGCAGCUGUCUGUCAAGGAUAACACCGCCCCCGGCCUUCCUCAUCAGCACAGCUCAACCCGCGAGAGCCAGGGAUCUCAGGGUUCUCAGGGGGGAACGCCACAGUCAACGCAGCAGUUACACAAGGAGCGACAACACUCGCAGCAGCACUUACUCAAGCCUUCCAUUAGCAAACAGGGCUCAUCACCCAACACUUUGAACCCGCCCACUCCUGCGUCAGAAAGGACAGUGGCCUGGGUGUCCAACAUGCCGCAUCUUUCUGCUGACAUCGAGAGCUCACGCAUCGAGAGAGAAGAAUUUAAGCUUAAGGAGUACUCCAAAAGCAUGGACGAGUCGCGUUUAGACCGGGUACGGGAGUACGAGGAGGAGAUCCAUUCCCUGAAGGAGCGUCUGAUGAUGUCACACCGCAAGCUGGAGGAGUACGAGAGGAGGCUACUCACUCAGGAGCAACAGACCAACAAGAUCCUGCUGCAGUACCAGAGUCGGCUGGAGGACAGCGAGAGGAGGCUGAGGCAGCAGCAGGUGGAGAAGGACUCCCAGAUUAAAGGGAUAAUCGACAGACUGAUGGCGGUGGAGGAUGAGCUGAGGGUAGGGGUCGUAUCAGAGCACAAAUCCAGGAUGUUUGCAGAUCAGGGGAGGCGGCAAUCCAUCCUAGUGCAGCCCCGUCUCGCACCCGUCCCUCCUCGAAUGCACAGCAUUUUUAUGGAUGUAUCCCAUACCUCGGCCGUGUAACUCAUUCUCCUCUUUUUUCCCUUCCCACUACUUUUCCCAUCCCUUGUGACCAUAUCUGUCCUUCUCUCCUUUUCUUUUUCUUCUUCCCUCUCUCCUUCUGUCUUCUUUGAAUGAUUCUUUGCACCAUUUUGUCCUUUUGUUUUCAUUUUUUCUUCUAUUCUUUUCUUCAUCCACCUUCUGUCCUUCAAACGCUCCUUGUGUCCUUUCUUUCCUCUAUUUUCUCUCCCUCCCCUUUCUUUCUUUCUCUUUGUCUUUGCUAGGAAGAGCAGCUUCCCUCCCUGGGUUCUCCAGACCCCGGUGUGAGUGUUGGCGGAGGAGAAAUGAGCGCCGCUCCUGCCUUUGGAGUCUCUCCCUCGGACAUCUCCUCCGACAACCCGCCCCAGAACGGAGGCCCGUCCCCCAAAGUAGCUUCUCCCACCCACCCCCCACUUCAUACGCACCUCGGCCGGAAUGGAGAGAUGUGCGCCAACCAAAAAGCCUCUAUGGCAAACGGGACCACAACAACAUCAAACAUGGGAAGCGGAUUAGAAGGAGGGGGAGCAGGUCUCUAACGGCACUACGCCAAUCCGAGCGAAGAAUGAUAACAUCCCUUACUUCUGCCCUUUUUCAUCAUUUUUUUCCUGCAUGAGGCACAUCUUUAUUGGGAGGCGCGUAUCCUUACACCAUCCACACGAAACUACUAAAGGGCUCUCCAGUGGAUGGAUCUCAUAUAUCCUGUUGAGUAAAGUAGAAAAAAUACAUGACUUUUUCCAUCAUAUGUUGCUUUGGAAUGACAUCAUAUGUGGUGUCCAGUGAACCAAAUGUGGGUGACGCUUGUGAAUGAUCUGAAUUCCUGAAUUUAGAUUUUUUUGGGGGGUUUUUUCAGCUGGUUAACUGACCUCUAGAGUGCUGUGUAAAACAAAAAGACAUAAUUCUCUAAAAAAAAACUAUGUGGGUAAAAGGUCUAAACCUGUUCAGAUAAUGCCAGCUUUCAAGGCUUUCUGAAGCAGAUCCGCUCGUAUUGUCAUGUCGUCUGGCUUCCUUAGUGCCUUUUCUGCAUCCUUCAACAGGGUUUUCAAACAAGCAACAGAAUAACGAUUUCGACAACACGUUCCCAUUUGGCAUCACGCGUCUCGCUCGUUCACGUUAAAGUGACUUGGACGAUAUUAUGAUCUGGAACAGGGAAACAUUUUCAUAAAUUUUUUUUCUUUCGAAAGCAGAAGAAGCCGUUCAUUUUUUUUUAACAUCACACUUAACGAGAAGUACUCUUGGUCUUCAAAUUGAAAUUUGAAAUGAAGGAAGCUGCCUCAGUAGAUUGCUGGACUUGUGCAAUGUUUUUCUCUUCUCAAUCUCAGAACCUGUGUGUGAUCAACUGGUGCUAUAGAUAAAGAAAAAAAGCAGUCAGAUAUCUGUGUCUCAUAGAAUUGCCUCCCAUUAACCCAAACCCCUUCCUCCCUUCACCCCAGCUCCUUGGUGUCCAUUUUUCUUGCCAUGCUGUUCAUUACUCCUUUGAAUGUUCAGUGUUUCAUGAAUGCAGUGUGAGGUGGUCUCUGUCAGGACGUUUUCAUAUCAAAAUACGACACUAGGCCAAUCACAGAGGGCCUGACUUGUUACCGUCUUGUAAACAAUAUCAGUUUGCUAUAUUUUUUCUUGUUUUACAGUACAUUUAUACUCCCACUGCUUUAGGGUUUGAAAUAAGGAACUAAUAAGUGACAUCUCAGUUAUGUUUUUAUAUGGACUUUAUUAGGCUUUUUUUUAAGUAGCUCAACCUACAGUCAAGAUUUCAGCUGUGAUUAUACUACAGAGGUGCCAAUACUAUCUGCCAUAAAUUUAUAUUUAUUUACAGCAAAUUUUCAAAUUUGAUAUAUGAAAGACCACAGCUCUGAAUUCUUGGUUUCUGUUCGCUCACAACACAGAGGCUCGUGAGUUCAGAGGUCAGAUUUCACCUUGAUAACAUCAAGAAAUGAAAGUAACCAUUUCCAAAAGCAAAAGAUUGUCUUUCCUGUCCUUCUGUCCUUUCCCUUUAACUUGCAUUUGCUCUGAACACUGAUUCAACUGAAAACCUUGCAGGAGAUUAGCAAAGAUCUACCUAGUUACUGUAAAUAUUGGCGCCUCUGAUCUCUGAUUAGAACAUUUGACCUUGAAAAAAGUGCGCAUCUGUACAAUAAUUCUCUACCUUAUAUUCUUCUACGCUAUAUAGAAUCACGUCACAUCUGUCUGCAGAUAUUCUGAUGUCUUGUUUUCAUUUUAUAUAUGUUAUCAUGAUAAACAUAUUAUACAGUCAUAAUCAUGACGACCUAGCUUAUCCAAUGCAGCAGGCUGUGAAAUGUCUUUUAUAACUAAUUUGUUGUAAGCCUUUAGGCCUUAUAGGACUCAUGCUUGUGAUUCAAAGCACUCGAUUCGAGUUGGUGUGUUAAAAAAAUAGAUGCACUAAUAUAACUAGGCUGGAAGGAGAAACUGGGUUCAGAUGAACAGCACAAUAAGAGAAGCGUUAAUAUCUUUAACUGUCUAAAGUCUAAAGAUGAACUUUGAGACUAGAGAAGAGAAUGGACUGAUUACCUUCUGUUUCUUCGAGAGCCUUAAUUGCAUAUAUGGCUAUAUUACAAGCAAGUUUUUAAAAUUCAGUAAUAAAAACAAGGCAUCCUUAAAGACAUGGUUGAAGAACAUGGUCUACAGGGUCUCUGGUCGGUGAUAUACCUCAGCCAACAGGAAUAAGAGACUCAGGUAAACAUUCUGCUUCGCAGCUUAGCGCAGAGUAGUCGGUCCAUCUCUUCUCUAAGAAGUAGCAGUGAUUUCCUCGCUCUUCUGCAUCCCUAUUUUUCUUUCUAUCCCGUCUCUCUCCCACCAGCCAAGCACACAGCUUUGUGGAGGACAAUCUGGAAUCUAAUUGGACGCCUCACCUAGGACCGUCCCCAGGAUGGCAUGGCUAUAACGCCAGGGCGCUAUCUCGCGACUCGCUCGCUUGACAGAGAGGAAACUGAGGCUCUGAAACAUAAGAGCCCCAGGUGACCCCAAAGAGAACCUAGGUACCCUCCGUCUUCUGCUCCUUCUCAGACUUUUUUCUCUAGGACCUUUCAUCCUUCAACACAAAAUGCUUGCGUCUCAGAGAGGCUUUCAGACAUGCAUGUAAAGAAGGUGUCCAAGGACCGUCUGCGUCUCCCGUUCAAACAUUUGAGCAAUGCUUUACAAACUCUUUACACAAGAACUACGUGAACAUCUCAUCCACAGGGAAGGAGACGUUUCCAUGUGUGUUUAAAAAAGGUGCUGUUCUUCUAAGACAUGACAUACACAGAUUCCUUCUGUUCAUCACAUCUUUCUCUCUGUCUCUCUCGCUCUCUCUCUCUUUGCUUUUCGAGUCUCUUCAUCCGAGGUAUUUAAAUAUGCAUCUAAAUAUACACCGGUGAAAUAAACCGUUUGUGAGGUGCAUAUGUGUGGAGGACAGAAACACCACAUAUUGUUUAUUCUUUUUUCUUUUCCCUCUUAAUCAUGCCACAUUAUCACGUCUGCUUCAGUUAGACAAGAGAAGAAAAUACAGAACUGUUGGAGAAGCAAGUUCCUUUGGAUGUUGUCAUUUUUAACCCGCUUCCCUUCUUCGUCUCUUCCCACGUCUCAGUGAUCUGCCUCUGCAACGCAGCAGUUGGACUUUUUUUUCAUUAUAAAGUAUCCGAUCCUGAAAGCCCUAACGAGGAAACGUAGUCUGUUGUUUAUCCACAUGUCAGUGGAGAGUUCACCGGAUUCGGAGAGAACAUUCACUUUUAACUUCUUCUGGACUUCACGGCCGGACAGCCUGGACAUUUUUAAUUUUUUCCUUCCUUUUUUUGUUUGUUUUCUUAAACAAUUGCAGGUAUGUAUUGCAGUUGAAAUCAUGUUGUGUAGUGAGUGAAUGUGUGUAUAUAUGAUGUAUGGGUAUAUAUUAUAUGGACAUGUACAUACGAUUUGUUUAUAUAUGCAUUGUACAGAAUGUAUUUUGUCCAAAGGAGGAAACGUUUGUUCUUCUGUUUUUUUUUGUUGUUGUUUUUUUUUUUUUUUCGGAAAAGUGGCAAUUACGAGGCAGGUGUCUUUGGAAGCACUUUUUUUGCACAGAUUAACAUACAGAGUCUGAGACGUAUGAUGCAUCACCAUUACGCUGCCACACACCUCGAGCUUGCACCCAUUUUCUCAUUGACUGGGGCAUUUUGUAAUAGUUUCUA
This is a messenger RNA of Tachysurus vachellii, 8659 nucleotides long. RefSeq names its product synaptic Ras GTPase activating protein 1b (gene syngap1b). The coding region runs from base 429 to 4490 and encodes 1353 amino acids. Gene Ontology annotation, biological process: regulation of GTPase activity. NCBI's taxonomy places the organism in Eukaryota, Metazoa, Chordata, Actinopteri, Siluriformes, Bagridae. The record is from RefSeq and is a predicted model, not a curated record. The transcript is spliced from 22 exons.